CGCAGGUCCUGGAGGCAGGGUCCUGGCCCCGGGGAAUACUGGGUUCGCUGAGCGGCGGGCAGUUGUGGUCAACACCCCACAGGCCUGUCAACCCUGAAACCUUCUCAGACCCCAGGACGGACGUAGACUCCCCUUAUGCAGCCGAGGCGCAGCAGCAGGGCCCUGGGUUGGCGUUUGGAGGAGCGCAGACCUCCUUCCUUUUAACCCGAUGCAGCUGAGGCUUGAGAGGGGCGGUCAGGAGCUCCGGAUGUUGAAGGCGCCUGUCCCUGUGUCACCGGCUCGUUCCUGGGGCCGCUCCUUUAGGCGUGUUUCUCAGGAUACGGAACGGCUGUAUUCGGAGGUGUUCCAGGAGAUCUGCGGCCGCUACGCCAAGGCCUACAGCUGGGAUGUCAAGUCGCGGGUCAUGGGGAAGACGGCCCUGGAGGCGGCUCAGGUCAUCAUCGACGUCCUGCAGCUCCCGCUGUCCAAGGAGGAGCUGGUGGAGGAGAGCCAGGCCAGGCUGCAGGAGCUCUUCCCCACCGCCGCGCUCAUGCCAGGGGCUGAGGAGCUGAUCCGCCACCUGCAGAAGCAUGGCAUCCCCUUCGCCCUGGCCACCAGCUCGGGGACCGCGUCCUUCGAAAUGAAGACAAGGAGGCACAAGGGCUUCUUCGCGCGGUUUGACCACGUGGUGCUGGGGGACGACCCUGAGGUGCGGAGCGGCAAGCCCAGCCCCGACAUCUUCCUCGCCUGUGCCCGCAGGUUCUCUCCGGCGCCGCCCGUGCAGCAGUGCCUGGUCUUAGAAGACGCGCCCAACGGGGUGGAGGCGGCCCUGGCGGCCGGGAUGCAGGUGGUCAUGGUUCCCGACGCCAACCUCAGCCGCGACCUGACGACCAAGGCCACCCUGGUGCUGAACUCUCUGCAGGACCUGCGGCCCGAGCUGUUCGGCCUCCCGCCCUUCGAGUGAGGGGCAGCCUCCGUCUCCCCCGCAGGCGCAAUGCCACGCGGCCCCGCCCCCACGUUGGCGGCUGGAAACCGUCAGCUCCCUGUGCACGUGCUUUCCCGUGGGCGUGUGUGCUUUCUCAUGUGUUUGUGCUUUCCCGUGUGUGUGCACGUGUGUGCUUUCUCAUGUGUUUGUGCUUUCUCAUGUGUGCGUGCGUGUGCUUUCACGUGUGCGUGUGUGCACGUGCGUGUGCAUCCCCCUCUGCUUCUGCUCCCUCUUGGGGUCCAGGUGAACAGGCCCUGAUGCCCGAGCGGGAAGGCCUUGCAUCACGAGCCUUAGGGACGAGUCCCUCUGGCGUUCCUCCUGGACGUCUCCGGGCUGACUCCCCGGAGCCCGGCCUCCGCAUCCUCCCCGUCCUCCCGUUUCCCGCCCGUGUGUCUGCAUCCUUGUCCACCUUGGUUGUUUUCUACCUCAGGAAGUCAUUUCUCCCCUUAAUAAACACACGACGUGUCCUUCCACGUCUCUGGUGGA
This is a messenger RNA of Sciurus carolinensis (gray squirrel), 1450 nucleotides long. It is a transcript of the gene Pudp, whose product is annotated as pseudouridine 5'-phosphatase. Bases 209 to 943 code for a protein of 244 amino acids. The record is from RefSeq and is a predicted model, not a curated record. The transcript is spliced from 4 exons. NCBI's taxonomy places the organism in Eukaryota, Metazoa, Chordata, Mammalia, Rodentia, Sciuridae. Gene Ontology annotation, molecular function: phosphatase activity.